Oncorhynchus tshawytscha (Chinook salmon) is the source of this 2791-nucleotide messenger RNA. Its product is annotated as zinc finger protein 774. The transcript is spliced from 6 exons. Bases 135 to 1928 code for a protein of 597 amino acids. Lineage: Eukaryota; Metazoa; Chordata; Actinopteri; Salmoniformes; Salmonidae. The record is from RefSeq and is a predicted model, not a curated record.
AAAAAAUCAAAUUUGAUGAGAAAUAGAAAUGGGCGGAGGUUAUGACUUUGUGGCUGUGGUAACAACCAAGUGGAUCCAGUUAACAAUGGGCGAUCAACAGCUUUUAUUUUUGUGUCGACAACUAAAGUUUAGUCAUGGUGUGGUGCUCAGUACCUGGAUGUGCGAACUACAAGCAAGCACAGGCUGCUGGGGUAACGUUUCAUCGAUUACCUGUCAGAGAUAUUACUCGUAGUCGACAGUGGCUGGCGGCAAUAAAGAACGCAGCCUAUGAUGUGAAUACUGCACUGGAUAAAUAUCCAAAUGUCCGUGUUUGUAGCCAGCACUUUCACCCAGAUGACUUCGAAACGGACCUGAGGUCUCAACUGAUGGGUUUGCCAGGUCGUCGCACGUUGAAAAGUGAAGUUAUUCCAUCAAUUUUCCCCUUCACUUCAAAGAGGAAGGCAUCCGAUCAGCCAACAUCAGAGCAGCAGAAAACAAAUCGAGCUGAGUAUCUGAAGAGUAUUGAAGCUCUCAUCACACCAGAGGUGGCUCCAAUAUUGCCUGGAAGGAAGAACAAAGGUGUUCUGACUCGUCCCCGUGUCCAGGAUUCUGGAACCAGCAUUGACAUUACACCUGAGAGUGCAGAUGUGUGUGUGAACAGAGUCUGUCUGCUGCAGCUCUUCCUGCUCUGCGAGAGGUGUGGCUGCGAUUGUGAUGCCAGGAUCCAGGAUGAACUGGGUUGCUUCUCUGUCGUUCAGAAGUGCCCGUUCUGCAGUCACCACAGGAAAUGGAUGAGCCAGCCCUCUUUUGCCCAGGAAACCUGUGGAUUGAAGGAAGAGGCAAUUGGAGGGACAUGGUCCCAGCCAUGUGAAGACAGAGACCCAGACCUAGAGAACAUUUGCUUGACUAUGGAAAUCACUGAGGAGUUGUGUGAACAUGAUGCUCGGUCCUCGGACGAGGAGAGUGAGGAGGACGAAAAGCCCAAGAAGCGGAAUAAGCAGGAGAGAUCAGAUGAGACCGAGUGGGAGCCGUCUGACGAGGAAGACAUUGUAGUGGACUCUGAUUCUUCUGAGGAUUUGGAAACUGCAGGUUCCUCUGGACUAACAGAAAAGGCCAACGUUGAUAAUUCUCAGAGCGGAACAGAGAAAGAAGAGAGACUUGUGGAGUGGUGCACUGACUGUGGAGCCGAGCCUGUACUCGCCUGCACCACACAGCGCCAUAAGAAGCUGUACGCCUGUGGUGUGUGUGUGAGUGAGGUCCAACAAGCUGUUGGAUUUGACCGAUUCUACAUGCAGUUUGAGGACCUCGCCAGCUUCAAGGAACAUGUACGACGUGAACACAACACAAAACCUCAUAGGUUGCUCUGUACAGACUGUGGCAUCUUUCCUCACAAGAAGGACCAUUGGUGUGAGCACAAGAUCAAGAAAUUCCACUGUGUAGACUGUGGUAAGCGCUGUAGGACUGAAACGGGUAUCAAGAUUCACAGGCACCUCCACCACCCUGACCAUGUUUUCCCCUGUAAGUUCUGCCUGCAGCCAUUCAAAACCAGGUCAGACAAACUGACACACGAUGAAAGCCAUCAUGGUGAGAUCUCUCCCUACCAGUGCUCAGAAUGCUCCGAAAAAUUUGAUGACCUAACGGCAAGGAACAGCCACCUACGAACCCACAGCAACCUGAAUAGAAACAUCUGCCACACUUGUUACAAAGAAUUUUCUAACAAAAACCAUCUGGAGAGGCACAUGAUUAUUCACACAAGGCAGAAGCCCCACAUGUGCCAGGUCUGCCAACAGUCCUUCAACCAAGCGAGCCACCUUAAGUCCCACAUGCGCCUCCACACAGGGGAGAGGCCCUUCAAGUGCCAGCAGUGUGAGAAGUGCUUCAAUCACAAUGUCAGUUUGAAGAACCAUAUCCAACGCUAUCAUGGCCUUGAGAAGAGUAUCACAAGCUGAGGGAGAGGAGACUAUCACAAGCUGAGGGAGAGGAGACUACCGCAGGCUGAGGGAGAGGAGACUACCGCAGGCUGAGGGAGAGGAGACUACCGCAGGCUGAGGGAGAGGAGACUACCGCAGGCUGAGGGAGGGGAGACGACCGCAGGCUGAGGGAGGGGAGACGACCGCAGGCUGAGGGAGGGGAGACGACCGCAGGCUGAGGGAGGGGAGACGACCGCAGGCUGAGGGAGGGGAGACGACCGCAGGCUGAGGGAGGGGAGACGACCGCAGGCUGAGGGAGGGGAGACGACCGCAGGCUGAGGGAGGGGAGACUUCCGAAGGCUGAGGGAGGGGAGACUUCCGCAGGUUGAGGGAGGGGAGACUACCGCAGGCUGAGGGAGGGGAAGGGAGAGAGAAGGUGAGGCCCAGAGGGACAUCUAGAACCGCUGGGGAAGGAAAUGUAGCUGUAGAAAACUUAGAUUGGUCACACCGGGGUUGUGUUCAUAGGGCACACCGUAGCAAAACGUUUUUCAACCGGAAAUUAAAAUGAGCUAUUUACUACGACUUUAACCAGUACUUCGUUUGUGUUGAUGUUAUAUAACAUGUAUUGAUUACUUUCUACAUAUUUUAAACAUUUGGAAUUCCAGUUGUUUUAAUAGUUGUUGAAAUAUCAUAUUAGAAAAUAGUUAUAUUUAUAUAGAGGAUUUUUGUAUUUGCUGUCAUGAGGAUGAUUUAAAGUUCCAUUUUUAAAUACUGCCUUUAUAGAUUUCCGUGCAACUUUUAAGAUUUGAAAUCGAUGUAAUAUUCAAGCUCAAUAUAAUAUCCAACUAUAUCAGUGAAUCAUAGUCCGCUCAGUUCUGUGACAUAAACAGAAUUGUUCAACA